AUGUGCGCACAUAGUGAGUUUGAGACGCCCAUAAGUAGAAAUAAAUUUUAUCAUUUAGAGACAGUGGACGUACAUACUACUCGGGUUUUGUUCAAGGCUUGUGUUGAUUGGCACGCAUCAAAUAAGUUAUGAUGUCUUGCAUCGAAGGACGCGCAAAAUCCCCAUCCGGGGAGUCGACAGCAAUUUGCAGAGGCGGCGCUCAACUCAAGUUGGCUGUAGCAAGGAGACCCGGCCCUGACUGCUAACACGAGGCGAUUACCUACUGCACACUAAGAGAGCCUGGGGACUAAGCACCGUUACGUUGCCUCGAUCUCGUGCAUGCACGUGCAUCGUAGCUGAGCAGCCGCGCGUGAUUCAUUUUAUUUUCCAGUUUCUUGAAACGUACAACGCAUGGAUCGUUCAUCGACAGCGCUUGGCUUUUUUCAGCUCCAAACGGUAAGAACUAUACACGGAAUAUACUGCCCAACGUUUUGAAAGUAUUUUGAUGGAUGUUGUGAGUCUUAAAUGUUGCGAUAAUGUAAUUUGUUUUUAACAGAUACUGGACGGUGACGGGAAAUUCAACUCCAUGCGUGUUACCAACUGAGGUCAGUUAUAAAAUAUGAGCUUUUCGUCACGACUAUGACCCUUAUUAUGCUUACCUUAGUAGUAUAUAAUGCUACCAUAUAGCCUUAAUUAAUCUACUGCACAGCCUCGGAUAUACUUAUAAGACUGGAGGGAAUCUUUGGGAUAAUUUUUGCCUUUUAUUCAACGGUCUCCAUGACACGCUGCUCAUGCUGGGGAGUGACCGGCGUGCUGACGGAAUGGUGGAAUACACGGAAUAUUCUAAAAUACGCAAAUUAUAUACUAAAACACUGUAA
Porites lobata is the source of this 857-nucleotide messenger RNA. The record is from the annotation of a GenBank genome assembly. Lineage: Eukaryota; Metazoa; Cnidaria; Anthozoa; Scleractinia; Poritidae.